CAGCAGCAUCGUGGAGGGCUGGCGUGCCAUUGGCCCCAAUCACAAUGACUGCUCCUCUCCAUUCUCAGACUCAGCACCUGACCGUGAUGAGCGACGCCGAAGUUUGCGACGUGGUUGAGGACACAUUUACUUUUCGAUUCGAUAAAUUGUACGACUUCGUGCGCGGGCACGUGGUUGACACCUUGCGGAAGCCGCGGUUAGUAUUGGCUGUAGGAUGGCAUGAGGAGACCAGCACGCCUACAGGGGAGUUGGACGUACAAUUUCAAGCCAUAUCCGUGGCGAGAAUUUCGUUCCGCCCUCAUUGGACGGCACCAUACUUAGAUGUCAGCAUGCAGACUCCGGCGUCCCGAGUCUUUCAAUCUGCAUUUGCCUCCCUUGCAACUACCGCCGCCUUGUCUACCGCCCUCCGCAACAUUCAAGCCCUACCGGAGUCAUUGGAAUACACUAAGGGUGCAGGUGAUGUAUUCAAUGGGACCUUUGACAGAAUACGCCGCGGUUUGUGGGACCUGAUAGACUACGGAAAGCCCCUACUCUUUGCCGGAGCUCCGUUGCCGCUUGUGCUAUUUGUAACAAGAAAGGACCAAGGAUCUUGUUCCAAUGAGAGAAAAUAAAAAUGAAUUGGGAGCAAGCUGUUGAAUACGUGUAUCAUGGAAAGUUUGGAACAAAAAUAAUUGUGCAGGAUGAUGGAG
This is a messenger RNA of Nannochloropsis gaditana CCMP526, 689 nucleotides long. RefSeq lists its product as uncharacterized. The transcript is spliced from 2 exons. The record is from RefSeq and is a predicted model, not a curated record. The coding region runs from base 45 to 611 and encodes 188 amino acids.